GGUGUGUGUGGGUGGGGGUGUGGGUGUGGGUGUGGGUGUGGGGGUGUGGGUGUGGGUGGAUGUGGCUGUGGGGUGUGGGUGGAUGUGGGUGCGGGUGUGGUUCUAGUGCUUCUCUUAUCGGACACCCACACCCACACCUAAUAUGGACGUACUUGACAAAUCUCAUACCUAGCAAUAUAUAGAUCUCAAAUAGUGAUAGGUCGGUAGCGUUAUAUACGAGGCACAACUGGUAAAAAAAUCACAUGCUUCUGAAGAGUGGUUGAAAUUAUAUGAACAAAUAAGUGUUGGGGUACCAUGCUGGUUGAUCACGCCCAUAUAUAUAUAAGAUGGAAAUCUAAGUGCGAUGCUAUACUUUUUGACACUCUGUAGUGAAAAACUCUAAUGUCCAACAAAAAACGUCAGAGAACAAGAAGCAAUGAAGUGUAAAUUGUAUUGAUUAUUGUUAUUCUUCGAUAUUUAAUUGAAGCUUAAACACAACUUAAAUUACAAAAUUUGAACAAUCACUGAAGGAAUUAGUAGUAAUGUGUUUUCGUUACUUUGGUUUUUAUCAAAUAUAUAAAAUGUUUUACUUUUUAAAUCAACGUUUUAAUCAACUAUUUAAUUGAAUAUAUAACAAAAAUUCACAUUGACUUAUAUUCAGUAUCAUCUGAAAAAUUUUUAACAUUUUGUUUUGCCUUACAUCAAUUAACAAUAAUAAGUCAAAAUUAUUCAUUAUCGAUUGCAACUCUUGACAAAUAUAAAUAUAAUUUAAUAUUUUACGAUGAUUUAUUUAAAGAGAAACUUUCUAAAGUAAAAUCAUCAACAUUAUCAAGUAUAGAUGCUAGAACUAUCUAUUCUAUAAUAUUUGAUGAAACAAUACAAUUGUAUCAAACCUUAGAACCAUUAAGUUUACAGAAUAAAAGUUGGUGA
This is a messenger RNA of Rotaria sp. Silwood2, 909 nucleotides long. The record is from the annotation of a GenBank genome assembly. NCBI's taxonomy places the organism in Eukaryota, Metazoa, Rotifera, Eurotatoria, Philodinida, Philodinidae.